ACGGGUCCCGAACGAACGACGAUGUUGACCGUGGCACGAUCUUUUGUAGGUGGCAGGCCCGUGGAGCUUCAUGUCAUGCGCCGGAAGAAGUACGCACGUAGUAAGAAACGGGAAUUGUACGACAUACAGUACAAUUUGGACACCGGCAAGUUCCACUGUCCCAAUUGCAACAACGGUUACGGCAGACGGGACACCAUGCUCGGUCAUUACAGGUACGAGUGCGGCAAAGCGCCGAGGUAUAAGUGCCCGUACUGCAAUCUCUGCAGCAAGAAGACCUCGAACAUUUAUCAGCACGUGAGGUGUAUGCAUCCGAAGGAGCCGGUGACGCUCGUCAAGCUUUACUGAGCUCGCGCGACGUCAU
This is a messenger RNA of Temnothorax curvispinosus, 361 nucleotides long. Its product is annotated as longitudinals lacking protein, isoforms A/B/D/L-like. Lineage: Eukaryota; Metazoa; Arthropoda; Insecta; Hymenoptera; Formicidae. The coding region runs from base 22 to 345 and encodes 107 amino acids. The transcript has a single exon. The record is from RefSeq and is a predicted model, not a curated record.